Messenger RNA from Tyto alba (common barn owl), 3967 nucleotides. It is a transcript of the gene VXN, whose product is annotated as vexin. The transcript has 6 exons. Gene Ontology annotation, biological process: neurogenesis; neuron differentiation. The coding region runs from base 160 to 777 and encodes 205 amino acids. NCBI's taxonomy places the organism in Eukaryota, Metazoa, Chordata, Aves, Strigiformes, Tytonidae. The record is from RefSeq and is a predicted model, not a curated record.
CAAUAGAGAAUAUGGAAUGAGAUGAGAUCACAGCAUCAGUCUGUCCUUUGUAGAUCUGGACAAUGAUCACAGAGCCAGAUUGGAUUAGUGAAACCUAUUUACCAGAAGUUCAGAGCGGUUGCAUGAAGCUGAAAGGCAGUCAGGAGGGAGAGGGGGAAAAUGCACCAGAUUUACAGCUGCAGUGACGAAAAUUUAGAAGUUUUCACCACUGUGAUUUCAUCCAAAUCAUGUAGUCCUCCUGCCCGAAGACAAGCCAAAAAUACGCAGCACAUCCUAACAAAGAGUGUGGUAGCCCCAUCCGACCGCCGUCCCCACGGGACAGAGAAGGUGCAGCCCCACGAGCGUGACCUCCUGCGGGCGCUGUGCAGGGAAGACGAGGCGCGGGGCUUGCGGAGCGGGCAGCGGGGACCCUGCCCCGCCAAGGGCACCGCUGCCCAGCACGUGGGAAUUACUGAACGAGAGUCAUCCAAGUCCUAUAAUCACCCGUUGGAUGGAAAGUCUUUGUUCCCACCAUCGCCAGUUGCCCGUAUCACAGGGAAAGCGGCGGCUGUCACAGGCUCGCCCGCAGGCGACGGCACUCCUACAGACCUUCACGGGCAGCGCUGGAGGAAGACGGCAGAGCACGACCUGACCCUGCCACCGGGAGCAGAAGCUUCCCUACCGCUGACGGGAGGCAGCCUGUGCGGGACCCCCAGCCUCCUGAGGAAGAUGUGGAUGAAGCACAAGAAGAAGUCGGAGUACCUGGGGGCAACAAACAGCGCCUUUGAGGCGGACUGAUAGGGCUCGGCGUCACUUGGGAAGACAGAGGGUCCGCUAGCCAGGACAAGGUGCUCUGGGAUCCAUGAGGGAACAGACACCGUGCAGCUCAUCCAGGAAAACAAUAUCCUUUUCAUUACUUGACGCCAUCACCUCAGAGCGAUUGGAGAAAGGCUAAGGUAAAAACGGUGGAUGCGAUGCAACUCACUGGCCUUUCUUUGUUGCAACUGACACAUUUAAGGUGAAGAAUUAAUUUGGUAAGGAAAGCAGUAUACUAAAAUCCCAAGUAUCCCGCUCGACUUACGUCUUGAUUCCACGAUGCUGAAACUACUGCUGGCCCAUUCAUCAUUUGACACGUCCUGUCUGAAUCAGCUCGGACUUGCAACAAGAAAAGCCUGCCAGGCAGUUUGUGUAUUCCUGCAAGGUAACAGAUCGAUUACAAGGUGCCAUUAAAUCCCAGGGGCCUGCUCAUUGUGUACCACUGCUUGUCUUCUUCCCCCUCUCAUAUCAUGAGAUGAUCACAUCUUAUAUGCUUAGUUGAAUGACACAUUAAACAUUUUUUUUUUCUUCAGUUUUGAAGCUUCGAGAUGGAAGUAAAAGAUGCAAAAAUUUUAAAAGAAUGAGUCAGAACUGAGCAAGUUUGCAAACACACAUUUACCAAACUUUGCUACGUGACAAAUUAUUGGUGUUUCAAAGCAGUCAGUUGCCAGAUCAAACUGUGAGUAAUUGGAUAACCUCAGAAGAUACUUUCUUCCAUAGAACCUGCUUAUACGUUAAGUGCUAGACAGCAACUUACUCUCUACCUAUGUGGUACAGGUUAUUUCACUAAGCACACUGUUGUGGUUUGAGCUAGGAGGAAAAAAAAUAUGAAAGUGGUGCAACUAGGUGACUAAACAUGAGAUAUUUGCAUAUAAGAGACCUGUGCUUAUGAGAGAUGGAUUUAAUGGAAUUUGCUCAAAAAUUCUUCUUAGAAUUUUUUUCCGUUUAGAAAUCGCUGGUCAUGGGCCCUUGGGAUUUCCUCUCCAAAAAAAAAAAAAGUUUUACGAAAAAGGUUUCACCACUGUUACAGACAGCAUUCUGUUAGUCAUGAACAGUACUUGCCUCAUAUGAAUGCUCCCCUGAUUAUUGUAAAAGCCUUUGGUUUGCCUAAAGACAGAACUUUAAAUAUAAAACUGGAGGAAGCGUAUCUCCUGUUGCUCAUAGUAAUGACGAUCUCUAAUCUAACCGCCAGUGCUCCAAAGCAUAAAUUAAAAUUAAAGGUCUUGCCCCAUGACAGAAGCAGAGGAAAGAUGCUCCCGUCUGAAACUUGCUUGCCUGCAGCCAGUGUAGUAAAACACACCAAGGUGCCGUCAUACACGGUGCCACGGUACCAAGGUGAGGAGGCUCCAGAGCUGAGAACCCACCUGAGGUCUGAACCGUAUGUCAGCAGCAUUAACGGCGAUUACAGCUCCUUCCCCACCUACCACAACCACCUGGGCAACUUCUGCACUUGGGGUACCCGCUGACUUCGUCCACUGCUUGUGUUAAGAUCAUCUACCACCUGGACUCGGAAAAAAAGCAUAUUCUGAAUUUCUCUACAGCGCAGGACUGAGGAAGCCUUUGGACUGCGGCUUGCAGAGCUGCAGGCUGGGGCGGUUACCCCCACUCAGGGGUCACCAGCUCAGAGGUACCAGGGUACCGCCUGGAUGGGAGGGAAAGGCUGUGAAAGCAGCCGGGUCCUCGGGAUUUGGUGUGAGCGGGGCUGGAGCAGCACACAGGAGAGGUUCGCAGCUUGACAACCUGAGCAACCGUAGUUCCACGGGAUAGGAAAGCAACUAGAGCGGCCUGCUAGCUCUGCAGAGCAAAGUCCCCAGUGGGUCCAAGGAGGGCAGCAGGGGACACCUGUGUGGGGCUGGGCGUGCUGAGGGGGCAGUAGGACGGGGAAAGAAGUUCUCAUUUAAAAAGUGACUAUGGCUUUCCAUAUGGCCAGAGCCAACUCAGUCCAGAAUCUGCCAAGGAGGGGAGAGGCACUAGCCCUUCAUAAAAUAUGUCAGUCAUCAUGCUCAGCUGUCCAUCACUGCUUUGGUCAUAGGCUUCUCCUUCAGAGGUGCUCAACAACUCACAGAGGACAGCCUUGCAGCUAGAAAUCACACAGACUCUCCCCUUUUCCUUACCGAAGGCAAAAGUCCUUCUCUGUCCCAGCAGCCUGACAGAGGGAUGAUUUGCUCUCCUGCUUUUCUUUCUUCCUCCUGGGAAAGAAGACGACAGUCCCUCAUUAACCACAGGCUGAAAGACACCAGCUGCUGGAAAGGCGAGGAGAAGAGGGAAUGGAGGCCCAGUAUGGAUCAUGUGUCUCCAGCCACGGCGUGCAAAAGCAACGCCGAUGCCUGCUGAAGGCUGCACACCUAAACAGCACCAGAGCAGUCUUCUCACAGGGGUCCACCCCCUCUUUUAAUUGGAGCCUGACACGUUGCCCCCGUGUAAUUGUCUGGACACCAUGACCCUGCCAAAACCAGGUCCUCCAUGACUGAACCGAGCUGGAGCCAUGGCCAAGAUUUUCCUGAAACAUCUUUUACAAAUAUCACCAACCACACUACAGCCCGCUCCCCAGCCCAUAGAAACCCUGACACAAGCCUUGGCCUUGCAGGCACAUGCUAUUUUUACGCAUAUAGGUAAACCUAGUAAACUCAGUGGGACUACUCUCUUGCACAGCAAUGCAUACAUUCAAGGAGUAGGGAAAACAGUAACCACCAGUUCCCUUUUUUCAUCUAAUUUCCUAAGCAAAGCAAAAAUAAAGAAGAUGGACAGAACACUGGGAAAAGUCUAUUUGCUGGAUUUGUGGUAAUUAAGAGAGUAUUUGUGGUACUUGCCCUUGUAGAUGAUGUGACCCAUAGAGCACAGCCCAGGGCAGCAAGAAUUUUGUCUGUUGAGAAAGCUGUAUCGUAGUGUUUCAUUUGUUAAUUAAUAGUGUUAAGCAGUAUAAGGAUGGAGGUAAAGAGGAGAUGAUUAACGUUUCUACCUAAUAAUUUCUGUAUUGUGAAAUGAGUAUUUAUGUUUUUCUUAUUUAUUUAAUUUAUAAUUUGGAUCUACAAGAGGAGGAGAGAUUUACAAGAAGCAUAUUUAAUUUCUCUGUAUUCCAGAAACAGCUGUGGAGAUUUCUUGUACUGUAGUAGAUACUUAUUUUAUUGACUCAAAUAAAAUAUGUCCUAUUCAUAAAAAAAAAAAAAUAAUA